GGAUGUAAAGUUUUGUCAAUCAAGGUGUAGCUAGUAACAAACCUCUCCGUUGCUUAGCUAAAACUGAUACUGCUUUCCACUCCGUGGCUGUAGAUUUGGAAAUAAAAACGUGGUGAUGUGACACAGCAAAUAAGAGGACGAGGAAGUUCCAGAUAUUUCGCAAAUAAUAUAUGAAAUGUGUAAAAUAGACGGGUUAUUGCAGAGACAUUCCUUUUACAGCAAGAUCAGCCAGGCAGGUAUUUCCUAUAGGCGCGAGCGCACUGACAUCAGGAAAGGUUAUCGUUAACCAAAUGCUUUGCCAACUUCCAGUUCCACUGUCCAGGCUUUUGUUUUUAGGUAGCCUAGCUGGUUGAGCAACAACGAUGCAUGUGUUUGCGAGCAUUGGUUCAUUUCAGUUUGUGAAUGGUUGAAUAGACUUGGGCUAUAAAGGAAGUCAUAUCCUAAAUCAAAGAAAGAUGACGGAGAAUCACACCAGCUACAUAACCUUAGCUAACUGAGAUAUUGGAUUUGCAAUACAUUUUGGCCAGCUAAUGUUAUGUAUUUUGAUUGCCAUAUAUAUCUGCUCACCUGGUUCGUUUGACUAAUUUGGCCUCCCCAAAUUCAUAGAAAGAAAUAUUAGGCUGGGUAAUUGCUGCAAGGUAGCUUAAUUAAACUUGAUGUGAUGUUAGUGUUAGGCUAUAAAUAGGCGGCUAUCCCUACUCAUUUAAUUAUUUAGCGGAUUUUUUCACGCGCUAAAAUAGCAAUGGUUGCAUAUUUCACUCAUGUCACUCACGAUUAGCGUUACCCCACCUUUAACGUUUCUUUGGACUGCCAUUGGUUUUUAUUUUUUUUAAAAUCUCCAGGUCAUCACAUGGGAGCGCCAUUGACUCAAUGCCAGCAUCAAACUGCAAGGACAGUGAUAGAAACGCGGAAAAUCUCGCUGAGCCGGGCUCAAGAAAAGUUUGUCAAUUGAGAGAAUAUACCGACCGACCACUUAGCCUAGGCUGUUGUUCAUGUCCGUGACAUUAUCCCCUGAUAACUGUCUGUAUGUGAACAUCGGAACGCCUCCGCUACAGCCGUUGCACCUGUCUGCACAGCAGCAAGCCUUCAUCGGAACCAUAGCCCACACACUCUACAGACAAGACACUUUUCACAGGACAACAGAAAAUAGGAGGAUUUGGAAUUGUAUUUAUUUACUUGAACACUUUCGGGCUGAAUGCAUCCCGGCGAAGCAUUGGUUAGGCUACAUCUUUGCUGACGAUUAAUUGAACAAGCAUGCCGAACUACAUGGCAAGUAUAGUUUUUGUUUGUGGCCUGUUUUGCCCUAUGCUAUAGUCUAUUAUUUUAGACUAGCCUACUGAUUCUGUUGGAGCAAAAGCCUAUAGCUUUCAAAACUGAACCUAAGGGCACACACAUCAUAGCAAAACUAAUUCGCCAAUGAUGUGGUUUCCUACCUAGCGGUUACAACUGCCGGAAACAUUUUUUAAUGGAGUAAAUCACCAAUACGGAUCCAGGAUUCAACUAUGCCUGUAAGACAAAAAGACACAGCUAGGGCCCUAGGCCUUUUGGAAGACUACUGUGCUAAACUGAGGAAGCCAGAGGAACAACAGCUCAAAACUUCCAUUCAGAGAGUGAUGGGGGUCUUCAAAAGCAGCCUGUUCCAAGCACUGCUUGAUAUCCAGGAGAUCUAUGAGGUGACGCUAUUGAACACCCAAAAGAGCUGCGAGCAGAAGCUGGAAGAGAUCAACCACAUGGCUGACAAGUGGGAGCAAACAGGCACGGGCUUCCCCACCACGGUGCUACAACAUUCCUGCCCAACAGAGAUGAGGGAGCGGAGCAGCUCGGAGCCCAGUAGGAAGGUGCAGACCGAGAUCAGUGUAAAAGUCUCUGAACAGUAUCGUUAUGAAGAUGAGGACUCUCCGCCUGAGCACGGGUUCCCGCGGCUGACCAACGAGGUGCGCGCCCCUGAGUUGGUGCACGUGUCGGAGAAGAACCUCUCAGAGAUUGAGAAUGUGCAUGGCUACGUGUCCCACUCCCAUAUCUCCCCUCUCAAGGCGAGUCCCGCCCCAAUAAUUGUCAACACGGAUACUCUGGAGUCUGUACCUUACGUGAACGGGACAGAAAUUGAAUAUGAGUUUGAAGAAAUCACGCUAGAGCGGGGGAACUCAGGGUUGGGCUUCAGCAUAGCUGGAGGGACAGAUAACCCCCAUGUCGGCGAUGACCCAGGGAUCUUCAUCACCAAGAUCAUCUCUGGUGGCGCGGCAGCAGAGGAUGGCAGGUUAAGAGUGAAUGACUGCAUCCUGCGGGUGAAUGAUGCCGACGUGUCCGAGGUGUCCCACAGUAAGGCUGUGGAGGCACUGAAGGUGGCCGGCUCCAUCGUCAGCCUCUACGUUCGCCGGAGGAGACCCAUGCUGGAAACUGUCAUUGAGAUCAAACUCAUCAAAGGACCAAAAGGGCUGGGCUUUAGCAUCGCAGGAGGGGUGGGCAACCAGCACAUCCCGGGGGACAACAGCAUCUAUGUAACUAAGAUCAUAGAUGGCGGUGCAGCACAGAAGGACCAGCGCUUGCAGGUUGGAGACAGGCUGCUUAUGGUGAACAACUACACUCUGGAAGAGGUCUCCCACGAGGAGGCAGUAGCCAUACUGAAGAACACGUCUGACGUUGUCUACCUGAAGGUGGGCAAGCCCACCAGUGUUUACUUAUCAGAUCCCUAUGGGCCACCUGAUAUCACGCACUCAAUGGAAAAUCAUAUCUCUUCCGUGGGAAACAACGGCACUCUGGAAUACAAGUGCAGUCUUCCCCCCAUGCCCAUCUCCCCCGGAAGGUACUCCCCCCUCCCAAACCAACUACUCGGGGAAGAGGACAUAAACAGGUUGGAUGGUUUUUCCUUCUUACGAAAUGCCUCAAUAGAUGACGGAGAGGGUCACAGGUUUGAUUCGCAGCACUUCCAGUUGAGGCCUCCUGAGCCAGUUUACAGCACUGUGAACAAACUGUGUGACAAAACACCUUCUCCCCGCUGCUAUUCCCCCAUGGAGUGUGACAAAAGCCUCCUCCACUCCAUACCCUUCCCUCACUAUCACUUAGGCCUGCUCCCUGACUCCGAGAUCACCAGGGAUCCCAGGAGGAUGGUCCUCCACAAGGGCUCCACAGGCCUGGGAUUCAACAUCGUGGGCGGGGAGGACGGAGAGGGCAUCUUUGUCUCCUUCAUCCUGGCGGGAGGGCCCGCCGACCUAAGCGGAGAGCUGCGGAGGGGAGACCAGAUCCUGUCGGUUAAUGGCAUCGACCUACGCGGGGCCACCCACGAGCAAGCGGCUGCAGCACUAAAGGGGGCGGGCCAAACGGUCACCAUCAUUGCCCAGUACCGUCCCGAGGAACUUGCUUUGUGCUCCCCGCGCCGGGCCCCUUCGCCAGCACCAGAGUACGGGCGCUUCGAGGCCAAAAUCCAUGAUCUGCGGGAACAGAUGAUGAACCACAGCAUGAGCUCUGGGUCCGGAUCCCUCCGAACCAAUCAGAAACGCUCCCUUUACGUCAGAGCACAGUUUGACUAUGAGAAGGCCAAAGACAGUGGCCUCCCUAGCCAAGGCCUCAGCUUUAGAUACGGGGACAUCCUCCACGUCAUCAAUGCCUCAGACGAUGAAUGGUGGCAGGCCCGAAGGGUGACCCCCGAUGGGGACAGCGAGGAGAUGGGGGUCAUCCCCAGCAAGAGGAGGGUUGAGAGGAAAGAACGAGCACGUCUAAAGACAGUGAAGUUCAAUGCCAAACCUGGAAUGGAUUCAAAAGGGUCAUUCAAUGACAAGCGUAAAAAGAACCUCAUCUUUACACGAAAGUUCCCAUUCUACAAGAACGAGCUGGGUGAGCAGGAUGGCAGUGAUUUCGAACGGAGUCAAGAGGACAUGAUUCUCUCUUAUGAGCCUGUCAUUCGACAUGAGAUUAAUUACACCAGACCCGUCAUAAUCCUUGGACCGAUGAAGGACAGAAUCAAUGACGACCUGAUAUCAGAAUACCCGGACAAAUUUGGCUCCUGCGUGCCGCCAGCUAACAGUUCAGGGCAUCGAGAUACCACUCGAUCAAGGAGGGACUACGAGGUCGAUGGGCGGGACUACCAUUUUGUAAUGUCCAGAGAGCAGAUGGAGCAGGACAUCCAAGAGCACAAGUUCAUUGAGGCGGGCCAAUACAACGACAAUCUCUACGGAACCAGUGUUCAGUCGGUCAAAUAUGUGGCUGAGAGGCAGGGUAAACACUGCAUACUUGACGUGUCGGGGAAUGCCAUUAAACGACUACAAGUAGCACAACUCUAUCCCAUUGCCAUCUUUAUAAAGCCCAGAUCCAUCGAUUCAUUAAUGGAGAUGAAUAAGAGGCUAACAGAAGAGCAGGCCAGGAAGACAUUUGACCGGGCCAUGAAACUGGAGCAGGAGUUUGCCGAGUUUUUCACAGCCCUUGUUCAAGGGGACACCUUAGAGGAAAUGUAUAACCACUGCAAAAUGGUGGUAGAGGAGCAUUCAGGACCCUACAUUUGGAUCCCGUCAAAGGAGAAAUUAUGAGAACACACCACUUUGGCAGGGAGAUUGGACUGCUAGAAACAAAAUACUUUGUAACUUAUGAUCAAUUGUAAUGGCAAUUUAUAUUGUUCCUAAUUAUAGCCAAUUAAUAUGAUUUUUUUUUUGUUAUUGUUUAUUCUUUUUUUCACUUUCAAUAUGAAUGUUCCUGAAUGUACACCACAAAGUUCAAAAAAACAUUUUUGGCCUAAAAAAUGUUACUGUUUGUAUAUUUAAUGAUUUUUAUUUUUAAGAAAAUAUUAAGGAAAUUAAAUAAACAUGGGCAUGUGUUCACCUCGACUGCGUGGAAUUUCAAAUGAAUUUUAGAAGAUGGCAGAUACAAGUCAUUGCCACACCAACAAAGGAGGGGAAGGAAAUAAUAUCAGCUUCUUUUGCUUUUCUCCACCCAACAGCUAGCACUUUGUGUCCUCUGACGCUCACCUCACAUCAAUAGUUGACAUUUUGUGUGACUGGCAUCUAUGCACUCACAUGGCCCUUGGACACAGUUCAUCAUACUCCUGCUAUUUUUACAUUGUUAUUUUCUAUUCAUUUUAUUAUGUUGUGAAUCCAGAUUGGUUGGACAUUUUAAAUUUGUUAUAAGAAUUUCAACUUUAUUGUUUAUUUUGCGGAUUCUUUCAUUGUUGAGAUGCUUUGAGAGGGCACAACAGCACAGAAAAUAUUUAUUAUAAAGAUGUAUAACUUUGAUUAAACAUUUUAUUUGAAAAAGGUA
Messenger RNA from Oncorhynchus nerka (sockeye salmon), 5244 nucleotides. RefSeq names its product discs, large homolog 2 (Drosophila) (gene dlg2). NCBI's taxonomy places the organism in Eukaryota, Metazoa, Chordata, Actinopteri, Salmoniformes, Salmonidae. Gene Ontology annotation, biological process: embryo development; receptor localization to synapse; establishment or maintenance of epithelial cell apical/basal polarity. The transcript has 28 exons. The record is from RefSeq and is a predicted model, not a curated record. Bases 1503 to 4520 code for a protein of 1005 amino acids. Gene Ontology annotation, cellular component: basolateral plasma membrane; neuromuscular junction; neuron projection. Gene Ontology annotation, molecular function: kinase binding.